AUGCCUCCGCCUCGGCCUCAGUCGGAGACAAAGAAGAGGAGGCCAGGGUGCGAUGCCAACGGCGCCACAGGCGACACCAAGGAGCAGUGCUCACAAUGUGUCAAGAGAGGCCAGCCCUGCGUGCGAGGAAUCAGGGUCCGAUUCCGUCACACCUAUAAUCCGGGACUGGACCAGAGCCAGUACAACUUCGACUCGGAUCAGACAUGGUGCAAGACCACCAACAAAAGGAUCAGAUUCGUCGACGAGACGGAGGAGGUGGCCUCGUUCUACGAGGGAGACGUUAGUGACGACGAUGACGAUGGCUUCCAGGGUGGCACGCUAUUCCAGGACCUUCCCUCCCCUGACGCCUCGACAGCACUCAGUCCUACCCCUACUGCCAGGCCGGCGCCGUUGAGGUCUGCAUUUUUCAAUGACACCGGUAGUGCCAUUGCUUCUUCAACGAGCCGGGCUUACUAUGAGCAAGAAGUUGGCCCGAGACAGAGCCUGCCAGACUACCCAGGGCCUCGGACGCCGGCCUUGAACGUCUUUCCCACACCCUCAUCCUUCCCAUCACCCGAGACCGCCCACUCCAAUAACCCGCAUCCAUUGUAUCCAAAGGUCGAUGCCUCCCUCCUGCCCCUGAAAAAUGCUCACGAGGCAGAGCUCAUCUACCAAUUCAGCGUACAAAUAGCACCUCAAUUCGACACUGGCGACCACGAAAAGACCUUUGCCUCCGUCCUGCCCAACAAGUCCUCCAUAUGCCCACUAUUGUCCAAGGCCAUUCUUGCCGUCACAGCAAAGAGUACCCGGAUCAACCGUGGUGGAUCCCCAUCACCCGAAGAGGAGACCUACCUUCGCGAUGCUUUCCAAGAAUUGGCGCCCAUACUGAGCGGCUGCGUGGUUGGCAUGGUGGAUGAGAGCACAGGUCUCCUGGCCGCCGCUGUCCUUCUGCAGCAUCAUAUGGUCGUCCAGACACCGAGGGAGAAACCCAUUGCUGAGUCAGACUCGCUAGACAUGCGACUAAUCCAAUCCAAAUUGGUGCUGGAAUUGGUAGACUUUGUGGGACAGCCAGUCCUCUGGGCUAGUGUUCGGCAGAGCAUCUACAUGGCCAUCAUGCACCAGAAACCGCCUGUCCUGUACAGAGAGUGCCUCAAUAUCGACCCGACCGCCACGAGCCCCGGCGAUGAUCGAAAAUGGGCUGCCAGAAUUACCCUACUACUCGUGGACGUGAUCUGCUACUGUUUCGGAGAGGACAAGAGCCUGGCCGAGCACACCACGCUGGUUGAGUACGCGGAGGAGUGGAUGAAGAAUAGGCCUGAAACGUUCAGUCCGGUAUUCGUCUGCAAGGAGGACGAUAGGCCGUUCCCCGAGAUCUUCCUCCUUAACGAGAACGUCGUCCUCGGUCUGCAGUACUACCACCUCGUACGGAUCCUCCUCAUCGCUUACGACCCCGGUAUACCAAGGCUCGGGCUCGAGCAGAAGGCCGCGGUGCGAUCGAUGGAUGACACGCUCCGGGAGGAUGUCAGGAUCGUGUGCGGGAUUGCCGACGCCAUCAGCGAUGUCAACAAUGCUCACCUGGCUGCGAGCAUGGCCAUCGCGCUGGCCGGGGACCGCUUCGACGACCCUGAUGAGCAGCAGGCUUUAAUGGAUGUUUUGGUCAGAACGGAGAAGGGUUUGAAUUGGUCGACGCUGCCAGCGUAA
Molecule: messenger RNA, 1680 nt
Organism: Diaporthe amygdali
Lineage: Eukaryota; Fungi; Ascomycota; Sordariomycetes; Diaporthales; Diaporthaceae
Product: rca-like protein
Exons: 3
Coding region: 1-1680 (559 amino acids)
Biological process (GO): positive regulation of transcription by RNA polymerase II
Cellular component (GO): nucleus
Molecular function (GO): transcription cis-regulatory region binding; DNA-binding transcription factor activity
Source: RefSeq, a predicted model, not a curated record